AUGCUAGAAGGGGGUUUGUACAACUACCUGGAAGCAGCUGCUUUUGGUGGACAAUGUUUUGGCUUACAUAUGGGAGACAAACAACAGAGCAACUUGGGAGAUGGGAAUGCAAACCAGACCCAAAGAAGUAUUCUAAGGUAUCAGUAUUUCCACAAUCACUUCCUUGGUACCUGCUUGGAAAGUAUAUAUGGUGGCAAUCAUAUUAGGGUAUUCAAGCAAGAAACCACUGGUGCUUACUUUCUGAGUUCCUCUGCAGAAAAAGACAGCAGCAAGAACCAUCAAUUGGGUCUUAAUGCAUAUGACUCUGGCAGGGAUCUCUUUGUCGGUAAUGCUACAAAUAUAGCUAUUGAGGGGCACUUGGACAUCAACACUACUUUUACUGGAGAAACUGUUAAAAGAGGGUGGAGAUAUAGAACAACAGUGAAUUAUGUUGAUGACCUGGUACCAGUGAACAGAACCAGAUGGAACCAUUAUACUGGGGUGCAAGCUGUUGGUGGGGAGGUUUCUGAUGGGCUUGUAGCUGUGUUGACCAUACAGGUAACAAAAGAUGAUCCUGGGCUUUUGGCUGAUCAAGUGUGGUCUGCUUUGGGAAUGUAA
Messenger RNA from Kwoniella botswanensis, 597 nucleotides. RefSeq lists its product as uncharacterized. The coding region runs from base 1 to 597 and encodes 198 amino acids. The transcript has 7 exons. The record is from RefSeq and is a predicted model, not a curated record. NCBI's taxonomy places the organism in Eukaryota, Fungi, Basidiomycota, Tremellomycetes, Tremellales, Cryptococcaceae.